GCGGGGAGGUGGCGGGGCGGGUGGCGGCUGGCCGGAGGUCACUCGGCGCGGGGGCGCAGCAUGGCCGCGGCUGUGGUGCUCGGGGGACCGGCGGGCUGGUGGCGCUGGCACAGGCGGGUGCGCGCCGCCCGCGCAGCGAUGGUGUGUUCUAGGGCAAUGGCUUCCAAAACCCCGGUUGGAUUCAUUGGGCUGGGUAACAUGGGAAAUCCAAUGGCAAAAAACCUGGUAAAACAUGGAUAUCCAGUUAUUGCAUAUGAUGUAUUCCCAGAAGCUUGUAAAGAAUUUCAAGACUUGGGUGCUCAGGUAACAGAUUCGCCAGCAGAUGUAGCAGAAAAAGCAGACAGAAUUAUUACCAUGCUGCCUUCUAGUCCCAAUGCGAUAGAAGUUUACACAGGAGCAAAUGGAAUUCUAAAGAAAGUGAAGAAAGGCUCAUUGCUAAUAGAUUCCAGUACUAUAGACCCUGCAGUUUCAAAAGAAUUAGCCAAAGCAGUUGAAAAAAUGGGAGCUGUUUUCAUGGAUGCUCCAGUUUCUGGAGGUGUUGGAGCUGCUCGAGCUGGAAACCUUACUUUUAUGGUUGGUGGAGUGGAACAAGAAUUUGAUGCUGCAAAAGAGUUGCUGACAUGCAUGGGUUCUAAUGUGGUCUACUGUGGAGAGGUUGGAACCGGACAGGCUGCAAAGAUCUGCAACAACAUGCUCUUGGCCAUCAGUAUGAUUGGAACUGCUGAGGCGAUGAAUCUUGGAAUCAGAUUAGGCCUUGACCCAAAGCUGCUGGCCAAAAUCCUAAAUAUGAGCUCAGGUCGCUGUUGGUCAAGCGACACAUACAACCCUGUUCCUGGAGUGAUGGAAGGAGUACCAUCUGCUAAUAAUUAUCAAGGUGGCUUUGGAACAACACUCAUGGCUAAGGAUCUUGGCUUGGCCCAGAUUUCUGCCACCAACACAAAGACACCAGUUCCUUUGGGAUCCCAGGCACAUCAGAUCUACAGGAUGAUGUGUGCAAAAGGCUAUGCCCUAAAAGACUUCUCAGCUGUGUUCCAGUUUUUACGUGAGGAGGAAAACUUGUGAGCUGUCCUUUGGAAAUGGACACAAUAACAAACCACAUUUUUUUAUCCUGAUAGCCCGUUUGAGAAGUAUGUGAGUUUAAUCAAACACUGUGCAUACUGAUCCCAUACAGACUAAUCAUCUUUGGUUGUCUAGAUCACAGCGAACUCCAGGGUUUUUUCAUAAUUCUUGAAAAAGCAAGCCAGAAGAAAGGAUUGUUUGGCAAUUAGCCAGACGGUGAUUUCUUCUUUCUUUUUUUUUAAGAACCGUCAAAGUUUUUUUUUUUCCUCUAGAUGCAAUAAAUAAAUAUUUUUUUUAUGAAACACUUAACUGUUUGCAUAUAAAAUAACUUACAUUAUGGCUAUAAACUUAGGUGAAUCUUGAAUAGUAAGAGAAUGUUAUAUAGUGAUUUUAUGAUAUAUAGUGAUCUAUUAAAGUUUAAAAUGAAUACUUUAUGGAAAAAGGGAAGAUUUGUUCAAUAAAGAAACACAGCUUGAGAUGGAUUGUUUUUUUCCUUGGACCUACCAGCCUUGAGUUGAUCAGUAGUGAAUUUUUCCUGGGAUUCAGGUUGCAGAUUAAAUUUAUAGGCACGUGUUUCGAAGUGGAGAGCUGUUACAGCAUGUUUACCUGAUAGACUUAGUUAAAAUAACAUAGAAUGUGUGUCCCUCUUGUAAAGCUUCAUUAUUGUAUUUUGCUAACCCAAUUUUAUAUUUUCUUGUAUUCUGUCACACAUUUUCAGAACUCAAGAACAGCACUUACCAGAAGUUCUAACAAAGUGUACAUUUGUUUUACGUAAUUACUGAAGUAUUUUAAAUCUAAAUAAACCCCAUUAUUUUGAAAAGAAAUAAAAAUCUAUGCU
Molecule: messenger RNA, 1897 nt
Organism: Chroicocephalus ridibundus (black-headed gull)
Lineage: Eukaryota; Metazoa; Chordata; Aves; Charadriiformes; Laridae
Gene: HIBADH
Product: 3-hydroxyisobutyrate dehydrogenase
Exons: 8
Coding region: 61-1062 (333 amino acids)
Biological process (GO): L-valine catabolic process
Cellular component (GO): mitochondrion
Molecular function (GO): NAD binding; 3-hydroxyisobutyrate dehydrogenase activity; NADP binding
Source: RefSeq, a predicted model, not a curated record